AUGGAACACGCCAGACCACCACCCGAGUUAAACAUGGAGGGCGGUCCCGUUACGCGGGCCGAUGCGUGGAAAAGGUGGAAACAGCAAUUCCUACUUUUUGUGAAGGCCUCCGGCGUGAGCAGCGAGUCCGCCGAAGUACAAGCCAGCCUGCUUGUUAAUCUGAUCGGUUCAGAAGGUUUCGAUGUGUUUCAAACAUUUACAUUUGCCGCCGACACGGAGAAAGACGACGUGCAAGCCAUUAUUAAAAAGUUUGACGCGUAUUUCGGCGCCAAAGUAAACACAACGUUAUUGAGGUACAAAUUUUUUACACGUAACCAGGAGGAAGGCGAAUCGAUUCAGGCAUAUGUGACAGCGCUGAGGCUGUUAAGUAAGAACUGCGAGUUCAGCACUCUAGAGGACGAUUUGCUUAAGGAUCGCAUAGUGUGUGGCGUUCGGAACGUCACCGUGAGAGACAGGCUUCUUCGCUGUGAAGACUUGGAUUUAGACAAAGCUAUCAAGAUGUGUCAAGCCGAGGAAGCUUCCAAGGAAAGCGGGUGCCUGCCAGGUAAAUACCAUAUAGUUGUAGAUAAAUCGGUGCCGCCGGUCAUAAGCGCUACUAGGAAAAUUCCAUUAGGCCUGAGAGAUCGCCUGCAUGAUGAGCUCAAAAACAUGGAAAAGAUGGGGGUAAUCAGGAGAGUAACGCAUCCUACUCAAUGGGUGCACCCCCUAGUUUUAGUUGCAAAAAAGAACGGCGGCAUACGCAUAUGUCUUGAUCCGCGCGAGCUAAACGUGGCGGUGCGGCGCGCGCACUACCAGCUGCCCUCGCUCACCGAGCUGGCCACGCGCCUGCGCGGCGCCACCUGCUUCUCGGUGCUGGAUGCCAACUCGGGCUUCUGGGUCGUACAGCUGGACGACGAGAGCGCCGACCUGUGGGUAUUGGCUUUGUACGAUCUAGAAGCUUCGGUGCUGCUAUCGGUCGAUGCGUCGCGCGACGCCCUGGGCGCUGUGAUCAUGCAGGGCGGGCGGCCAGUGGAGUUUGCUUCGCGUACCCUGACCGACGCGCAGCGCCGUUACGCACAGGUGGAGAAGGAACUGUUGGCGAUAGUGUUUGCAUGCGAGCGCUUUCACCAGUACAUUUUCGUGGACGGAGUAAUAUUUAAAAACAACUUAGUAUUAGUACCGCGAGCGCUAAGAGCAGACAUGCUCGAAACUAUUCACGAAGGGCACAUGGGUAUUGACCGGUGCAAGCGGCGCGCGAGACAGGUCGUGUUCUGGCCUGGCAUCACGCAGGAUAUCGAGGCAUUUGUGAAGCGCUGCCGCACCUGUCAGGAGAGUCUAAACGCUCCCGCGAGAGAACCACUGAUUCCAGUUGAGAUUCCUGAGCUGCCAUGUACUAACGCACCGUCCUCGGAUUCGAUGCAGCCAGCGUCAGCUGAUGCCCACGACGAGUUCAAGGACGCGUGCGAGGAAGUAGGUCAAACAAGCGAAUGUAAAACUGAACCUAAUGCUGUCGACAAUAAGGCUGAUAGUGGCAGUAGGCCUACUGUUAUAAUGACUCGUAGUCGAGCCAAACUUAUUAAUCAAAAAUAA
Cydia amplana is the source of this 1569-nucleotide messenger RNA. RefSeq lists its product as uncharacterized. Bases 1 to 1569 code for a protein of 522 amino acids. The transcript has 5 exons. NCBI's taxonomy places the organism in Eukaryota, Metazoa, Arthropoda, Insecta, Lepidoptera, Tortricidae. The record is from RefSeq and is a predicted model, not a curated record.